AUGAAGGUCGUUAUUCAAAGAGUGAAAAAAGCAUCGGUGACGGUUGACAACGCGGUGGUGUCGGAGAUUAAGAAAGGACUCUGUUUGCUCGUUGGGAUCAGCACGGAGGACACGGUCGAGGACGUGACGAAGCUGGCGUCGAAGGUGUUGAAGUUGAAGCUGUUUGAGGAUGCGGAGCAGGCGGCUGGGACAAACACGGAGUGGGUGGGCAAGCCAUGGAUGAAAAGCAUUGUCGAUAUCCGUGGUGAGAUCUUGUCGGUGUCGCAGUUCACGCUUUAUGCAAGCGUGAAGAAGGGUGCCAAGCCGGACUUCCACAAGGCGCAGAAGGGCCACGCGGCGGUGGAGCUGUACACAGAGUUCCUGUCGCAGCUCAAGAAGGGCAUGCACAGCGUCGAGAGCGUGCAGGACGGGCAGUUUGGCGCCAUGAUGGACGUGGCGCUGGUCAACGACGGCCCCGUGACCAUUGUCUACGACACGAGGGACAAAUAG
This is a messenger RNA of Pichia membranifaciens NRRL Y-2026, 489 nucleotides long. RefSeq lists its product as hypothetical. Lineage: Eukaryota; Fungi; Ascomycota; Pichiomycetes; Pichiales; Pichiaceae. The transcript has a single exon. The record is from RefSeq and is a predicted model, not a curated record. Bases 1 to 489 code for a protein of 162 amino acids. Gene Ontology annotation, biological process: tRNA metabolic process. Gene Ontology annotation, cellular component: cytoplasm. Gene Ontology annotation, molecular function: D-tyrosyl-tRNA(Tyr) deacylase activity.